Danaus plexippus (monarch butterfly) is the source of this 1005-nucleotide messenger RNA. Its product is annotated as allergen Tha p 1-like. Bases 79 to 450 code for a protein of 123 amino acids. The transcript is spliced from 3 exons. NCBI's taxonomy places the organism in Eukaryota, Metazoa, Arthropoda, Insecta, Lepidoptera, Nymphalidae. The record is from RefSeq and is a predicted model, not a curated record.
CAUUACAAUUGUAGUCGGAGUUGUUACGUGACAGUCUAUAGUUCUAGUUAUUUUCAUAGAAAUUUUAGAUGAACAACAAUGGACCUCUUCCCAAUUUCUGUGCUCCUGGUAGCGUGUUUCACAGCAAUAAACACACAAACAUACGAAAAGAGAUACGACUCAGUUAAUAUCGACGAUGUGCUCUCCAAUAAGAGACUUCUAGCGGCAUACGUGAAAUGUGUCCUAGAUCAGGGUAGAUGCACACCGGAGGGAAAAGAAUUGAAAUCUCAUAUUGCCGACGCUCUCCAAAGCGGUUGCGACAAAUGCACUGAAACACAGAAGGAUGGCGUACGCAAAGUAAUAAAACACCUGAUAAAAAACGAACGUGAUUAUUGGAAACAGCUGGUGGAGAAAUUCGACCCGGAGGGAGUGUACGCUGAGAAAUAUGAAGACGAAAUAAGAGACGUCUAAUGGCGAACGGUUUAAAGACACAAGCGAUAUGAGGACAUCGUUACUUUUAAAAGAAAAUUUUAAAAAAGGUUUCGCUCGUCUGUAAUUUUUCUAAGAUAUUUAAUCUCUAUAUUAUCUUGUAACUCUUCUUUGACUCUUUUUAGAGAGGAGACUUUACCUCUAAAAAUGCCUUCCAUUGCAUAAAAUGUAAUUUUCUUCAUUGCGCUAAUAUAUUUAUACUUUCAAUUUCUUAUUAAAGCUUUAUCCUUCAAUUUCUUACGAACCGUUUACAAAAAAAUGCGUCCAUAUUUGUCAUUAGCUUUCCUGAAUUAAAUUGAACUCUUUAGUCAAGUAGUGCUUCUGGAUUUUAGAAAAAUAAUUUUAUAAUUCUAUGUAAAUAUUUUUUGUGAUAAGUAUUAUUAUUAUUUGAAUAUAUUUUAUUUUUAUACCGACAGUUGUAUACGACCUAUUUAUUUGUUGCAAGUCAUUAAAAUUAGUGCGCUGAUUGAUCAGACGUACAUUUCGAGCAAUGGUGACUUGGAGAUAGGAAAAAUUAUAUAAUUUUUUGAAGCAGCA